Molecule: messenger RNA, 912 nt
Organism: Brenthis ino (lesser marbled fritillary)
Lineage: Eukaryota; Metazoa; Arthropoda; Insecta; Lepidoptera; Nymphalidae
Source: the annotation of a GenBank genome assembly
AUGGAGCUUUCACGUAAAGCUUUUCAAUCUUUAGGAAGAUUUUGGAGAACUAAUAUAAAACGCUUUGGUGUUUAUGAUAAAGUAUUACCUGUGGAAACUACUCCAAGCCGAUUAGUUCCUGAUUUUAUAGAAAAGCCAGACUACUUGUUAGGAAAACCGUUAUAUGUAAGGAAACAACCUGAAAUUAAAGAUGAAGUACAAAUAAAUGGAAUGAGAUGUAGUUGUAGCUUGGCAGCUAAUAUUUUAAACAAAGUUGGCCCAUUUGUCAAGCCAGGAGUGACAACAGAUGAAAUAGAUGAACUUGUUCAUAGUUUCACUAUAGAAGCGGGAGCAUAUCCAUCACCAUUACAUUAUAAAGGAUUCCCUAAAAGUAUCUGUACAUCCGUUAACAAUGUAGCUGUUCAUGGAAUACCUGAUCUUAGACCUUUACAAAAUGGAGAUAUAGUUAAUGUGGAUAUAACAGUUUUCUUUAAAGGAUAUCAUGGUGAUUGCUCAAAGACAUUUCUUGUGGGGGAUGUUGAUGAUAGAGGUUUACAACUCGUAAAUGUUACUGAGGAAUGCCUUAAUCAGGCUAUACAAAUAUGCGGUCCUGGUGUACCUUUCUGUGAUAUUGGUUUUAGAAUAUACAGAAUAGCAAAAAGUUACAAACUCACUGUGUUACCGGCCUUCGUUGGGCAUGGGAUUGGUAAAUACUUCCAUGGUCCACCUGAAAUAUUUCACACAAAAAAUCGUUACCCUGGAUUGAUGAAAGCUGGCAUGACAUUCACAAUUGAGCCAGUUCUAUCACAUGGUAAUGAAAUGACAGUUAUAUUAGAAGAUGGCUGGACUGCCAUUACAGAAGAUGGAUCCCGAGCUGCACAAGCUGAGCAUACAGUGUUGAUAACUGAAAAUGGUGCUGAAAUUCUGACAAAA